UGCUGUUUUUAAUGAAGCAAGGGAGUUGGAGCCACAGAGACAUUCAACUGAUGAUGUACAGAGAGAAGGAAAGUCCAAAGUUGCAUGACAUAUAUAAUUGGAACUUGGAAUGUUAGAAAUAUGAAUCAAGCAGAGAAAUCUGAAAAAUGAGUGUGAAUGUGUGGAAUAUCAAAGAAUUGUUUAGCAUUCCUACAAAAAUGGGGCCUAGUAAAUCAUCCAGCUGGACCAGUGCUCCCGGUGAUUACAGCAGUAUGAGUGACUCUCAGUUCCUUUUUGGUUCUCAGUUUUGCCCAGAGAACUCGCAAUCAACAUCAGCCCCUACUGAAUUUAGUAUCCAGCAAAGACAAGAAAAAAGCUCACAGCAAAAUUCACAAGAUAACGAACCUAGUAUUUUUGCCAAAUACCAGUCUAAACCACAGCUCUUUGGAGGCGAUGGAAAGGAUAAAGGCUCACUUAAUUUUCCUCCUGGAAGAUUCAAAGGUGUCUUGGAGCAAUUUGAAGAGAAUAAGAAGAAGAUCAAGGAAAAACACGAUAAUGAGGUUUUAAACACUUUUAUUUUGAACACCAAGGAGAGUCUUCAAAGACUGCAAUCCUCUUUUGAUAAAUCUGAAGAAUCUCUGAAAUCUAUUUUGGAUGAUUUGGGAAAUUUUUCGAAAACAAUGCAAGAAACAUCUCAGUCUCAUUAUGGAUUGGUGCUGAAUGCUCUGAAAGAGAGACAUGAAAUGGAACAAACAUUAUUUGGAAUGGAGAAAAGAAUGCAAGAUAAGGACACAGAAAUCUCUGAUCUGAAGUCUGACUUGCAGUUACUAAAAGUGAGUCUGGAACAAUUAACAGUUCAGCAGAAUGAGCAGUAUGUGAAGCUCUGUGAACUCUUAGGCCAUGUGCAGAUCCCCAGUCUUUUAGCAGAAUUGCAAGCUUUCAUUUCUACUCCCAGAGCACUCUGCCAUGUGAAGGACAAUAGUUCCCAGACUUCUGCAGAUAUGCUGUCGACCCAAUUUCCUUACAAUCCCCAGGACAAUGUCUUAAGUACUCCUCCUGGAAUCAAGGUCUUUUCUACAGUUCCUGGCUCAGAGGGCAAGGAACAUGUUGACAUACAACAGCAAGAGGCGAGCUGUCUCCUAGCCAGAGGCCAGGAUGCUGACAAUACUCUUUCUGCCUGUGGCUUUGGUGCAGCCAUUACUACAGCCAGCCAGCAGGGAUACUGGCUACUUACACAAGAAUUAUGUCAAGACACACCAGUGAGGAAAGUAAUCAAGAGAAACAACCGGCUGAAGGGGAUUAAUAUUGUGAGACCUUCACAGCUGCACAAGAGUGACAGUGCAUUCAUGCAAAACAAGGCAAGUGAGCAAAAAAAUGAAAAUCUGGCCACAGAUAAGAAGAUGCAAAGUAAAAGUAGAAGCAUCAGUGUCAAAGGAGGGAAACCAAAAAUAAGUAGUCAAAGGAAAAAAAUUUAUUCCUCUAAGAAAGGAGGGAACUGUUUGAAGUCUGCCUAUGCUAGUAGGAAGCAAAACAUAACCAGAAAAGGGUUUUCUAAGUCAGAGAAGCCCCAGCAUCAUUAUAGGGAUACAGGGGAGCCGAAUUUGGGAACUUCUGUUGUCAGUGAGAAAAGAAUGCGGUGGGCCAGAGAUGGAAAAGCAGAGAAAGGCAAACUUGCGCUCCAGUCUCAGGAAAGCAAACAGUAUGUAGCUAAUCUACAAGAGAUGUCUGGAAUUAAAAGGGGGGAGAAUCUUCCCAGUACAAAAAAUAGUUGUUUCUGGGCACGCUCCUCUCCGGAAGGCUCUGCAUCCCCAAACCAGAUGAGAUGGCUCAGUCUUUUUGAUAAUCACUCGCCUGCCUGUAAAACACCAUUGCAGCAUAAGACUACAGCCUAUUGCCCAUUAUUUUUUGACAGUGAAUAUUCUGAUUAAAAGAACCUGAUGAAGUCUGAACUACUGCUUCCAGACAUCUCUAGUGGCAAGGCUAACUGGGGGUUCUGGGAGCUGAAAUCCCAAAAAUGACAUUUCACAGUACUGGAACACAUGUACCUGCUGGCAUAAAAAGACUUGUCUUUUGGGUAGUUUUGUAAAAUGUUACAAAUAUAUUUGUAUAUUGCAAGUACAGUAGUAAUAUUCCCAUGUAUUCAGUGUCAUCACAUGGAUGCUUAUAAACUGGAAUAAAACUAAGCUCCUUCCCUGCCCUUCAUUUUCUUUCUUAGGCCUAUUUCAUGUUCAGACUUUCUUACCAGGAAGAAAUCUCAGUCUGAGAAGAGGCUUAGACUUUGGCAUGUCUUUUCAAUCUCCUCACCAUGAAAAGAAAUUACUUGUGCUCAUUUUCAUAUGGCAUUUUGCAAAACCUGUCAUCCUGUUGGAUCCAUCUCCAGAAAGAAGUGAUGUUUUCUGCUAUCGCAUCCAGGAGAAACCCUGCACAAAUAAGAUGACACACAACUUAAAUAAUUUGUGUUCUCCUCAUAUUGAGAGGAUGGGGGAGGUAUAUCAUAUGCUCAUGACUCUUAUAGGAUUGAGAUUCCUUCUUUAAUGAGUAAUGCCCAAACAGGCCUUUGACACUGCUCCCACACCAACCCAACAAAUGCAGUUUCCCCCAAACUGUUGUUAUGUUUAUUACACUAAAAGAGGCUGUCAUUGUUUACUUUGUUUUUGGGAGCAGGUUUUGAGCACAGGAAUAAAAAGUAAAACAUGUACUUGUUGUAUUUAUAAUGUAUCUGUUUGAAAUGUGUUAAUUUAGUGCUUAUUAUAAAAACUCUACAGACUCUGGUUUCCAUUCUGAGUGGGGUACUAAUCAAGCUGGAAGGAUUCCUAUAUUUGCCCCCCUGCUGGCAUGACACACAUGCCACAGCAAUGUGGGAGAGCACCACAAGAAGCAGAUGCCAUGUGGAUUGGCGUGUAUAUGAUAAAGUGUCUUAUGUGGAUAGCUAUCCAGAAAGGAACGUGCAUGGAGCUCUUCAUUUCUCAUCUUGAUGUUACUUAUCAGAUGGAAACCUUGCAGGGAGGGGAGAAUCUGAUGCAGUGCUUUGUUCCGUGGCACCAAAUAAUUGCACCAGCUCUUUGUUCCUGUAGCAGCACAGGUUUGACUUCCUUUAGGAAGGUUUACUACAAGGGAUGCUACCUCUUCCU
This is a messenger RNA of Pogona vitticeps (central bearded dragon), 3110 nucleotides long. NCBI's taxonomy places the organism in Eukaryota, Metazoa, Chordata, Lepidosauria, Squamata, Agamidae. The record is from RefSeq and is a predicted model, not a curated record.